CUAAUACACCUCUUUUUCCUCAUCCAAUUUCCUCCAUCAUAUUCGGGCCACGGGCCUGUGUUCUGUAGGGCAUGGCUAUUCUUGGGAUUGAUUCUCUGGAUACACAAUCUUGACACUACAAAUCCAAAUUACAACCGAGUCCGCGCCCUGUACUAUAAUGUACACUAUGUCAGUCAUUCCUUUGCUGCUGUUGCUGUCAGUAGCCGUUUUCACGUGGGGAUCUAUUCUGGGAAGUCAGAUUCCUCUACGAAAUCAGGACGGCGGUUCCAUUCCCGAGCAUAUAUCAACCGGUCUUUUCGCAUCUCUCGAACGUCUCUCCCGCCUUGUCGAUAUAACUUACUGCGUUGGUACUACUGGUAUCGCCCCGCCCUUCUCCUGCGCAUCACGAUGUGAUGACUUCCCGACGCUAGACCUCGUGACGACAUGGAAUACUGGAGUCUUGAUGAGCGACAGCUGUGGGUAUAUUGCAGUUGACCAUGGGACGGCGCCGGGACCGCAAUCGAGCAUGUCGAGAAGCGGUGUUAAUACUGAGCAAGAUAAGAAUCAAGGAGCUAUCAUUGUCGCGUUUCGUGGUACAUAUAGUAUCACCAACACCGUUGUCGACCUAAGUACAAUUCCCCAAGAAUAUGUCCCGUAUCCCUCUCCUGAUAAGGGAGGAUCCGAGCCACCUGAGGAGCCAGAACAUGUUUGUCAUAAUUGUACGGUUCAUAUGGGAUUUUUGGCAUCGUGGAGAAUAGCAAGAAAUGUUGUUCUGCCAGCACUCAAGCCACUACGAGAAAAAUAUCCCGAUUAUCCUGUUUACCUGGUCGGCCAUAGUUUGGGAGGUGCUGUGGCUGCUCUCGCGGCAUUGGAGUUGAAAGUCAGUUCCGGAUGGGACAAUCUUGUCGCGACGACAUUCGGUGAACCCCGGGUGGGAAAUUCCGGGUUUGCAGAAUAUCUCGAUUCUGUCUUCGAACUUGGAGCAACAAAGCAAUUCGAGGAACAAAAAUACCGGCGCGUGACACAUGUGGAUGAUCCCGUCCCAUUGCUCCCGCUGUCAGAGUGGGGAUAUAGAUCUCACGCCGGCGAAUUCUUCAUCUCCAAAUCCGAUCUAGCUCCUGAACCGUCGGACGUCCGGCCGUGCAUAGGCGAUUAUGACCCACGAUGUAUUGCUGGCUCAACGGGGGAAUCCCUUAAGACAGCCGGCCAAAUACUUGCCGAAGAGCGAGGUCGAGAAACAGCUGUAUGGGCUGAGGGUCUUUGGGAUGUUCCAAGUCGAUUCAAAUUGUGGCAAUUAUUCUUUGCCCAUCGAGACUACUUCUGGAGAUUGGGACUAUGUGUGCCUGGGGGCGACCCAGUCGACUGGGGUAGGGACAAAUAUCCUAAUUUCACGACUAGUGACGAGUUAUGAGUCACAGAUAAUUUGUUGUUUAUUGAAUGUACAGAAUGGGCUCUAGUCGGUUUGGCUGUGCCCCAGAAGAGAUCCAAACCCAACGCGCAGAUAGGAGGUAAAAGUCUGAAAUUAAUGCCUAAUAUAUUCAUUUACACACUAUUGAAAAGUUAAAUUAUGUAGUCGACGGAUAGAUAUUGAUGCUAUUCGUAACAUAAUGAACAUUUCAAGAAAUUCGUGGUAAAAAAACUUCGCAAGAAACAU
Molecule: messenger RNA, 1633 nt
Organism: Hypoxylon trugodes
Lineage: Eukaryota; Fungi; Ascomycota; Sordariomycetes; Xylariales; Hypoxylaceae
Product: alpha/beta-hydrolase
Exons: 1
Coding region: 158-1390 (410 amino acids)
Biological process (GO): lipid metabolic process
Source: RefSeq, a predicted model, not a curated record